Alosa sapidissima (American shad) is the source of this 1082-nucleotide messenger RNA. RefSeq lists its product as uncharacterized. The transcript has 9 exons. NCBI's taxonomy places the organism in Eukaryota, Metazoa, Chordata, Actinopteri, Clupeiformes, Clupeidae. The record is from RefSeq and is a predicted model, not a curated record. Bases 16 to 666 code for a protein of 216 amino acids.
GUAAUCUUACGCGCAAUGGGGAUUUUUUCCGGGCUUUUCCGGCAAAAACGAAGACCUACGAAGAAGUUCAAGAGGGAUCUCUCGUAUGCAGUGCUGCUCCUUUGCCUCAUCAAGAUGAAGAAUUGGUGCAGUGGUGAGGCUGGAGCACCCCUGGCUUUUGCCGUAUGGGUUGACUUCAGCAGUGAGUCACCCACCUUCAAUUUCACAGGGCCAAAGUAUCUUGAGGCCUUUUGGACCAAUGACAGGAAGGCUGAGCUGCUGAACAUGUACACUAAUAGGGGUGUGUCAAGUGAUGCUUUGGGGGGUGAGAGGCCAUACGUUGACCCUGAUAUCAGUGGCACACAUUGCCGGAUGGCAAUUGGCCGUCUGAUAAAAGAACAUGCACUGAGUCAAGGUUUGUCUCGGCCUGAAUAUCUGCCACAACACAGGCCGCCUUGGUGGCCUGAGGAGUUGCCCUUUGCCUCAGUCAGUGACGGAAAAGGUGAAGGGCGUAAAGCUUUCACUGCUGAAAAGCUGAGGAAGGUGGUACGCUCAUACAAUGCGUAUUACAAUCUCCAGCUGCAGCAGUCUGUUGAGGCACCACCAUCACCCCCAUCACCAGCAACACCAGCAGCAGCAACACCUGCUGCGCCUCUCACCCCCCUCAACCCCCACCCCACCCCAUGAGGUAAGGACGCUGGGGCACAGCGCCUCUCACCCCCCCACCAGCCACCCCUCUCCCCCAUGAGGCAAGGACGCCCGGGCACAGCGCCCCUCACCCCCCCCCACAACCCACCCCCAUGAGGCAAGGACGCUGGGCACCAGCAGCAGCCUCACUACCAGCAGCAGCAUCACCACUACCAGCCUUUAAUGCAGAUUUCAAUCUCCAGUCAGAGAAUGUGCAGCAGUUUGUUGAGGCACCACCAGCAACAGUAGCAGUACCAGCUGCAGCUGUGUCAGUGGCAGGAGCAGCACCAUCAGCACCACAAACACCACAAACACCACCAGCAGCAGCGGCAGAUUAUAAAGAAGGAUCACAAUGAAUAUUAUGUCAUUUCCUUUAAUGUGUCAACAUCUUUUGGAAAAGUAAAGCAUCUAUCAUC